UCAUGGUCAACAAUCUUUACCAUUCUCAUUUCUCUGUUCCUUCCUCUCCCCCCUCUGUUAUAUAACUAUUCUCGUUGCAUCUUUCAGUUCCAUCUGUCUCUGUUUAUCCCGAAACCAAAACUCUCCAAAACAAGCAAGACUCAAUCAUGGAGGUAGCUAUACCAAGCAGACCCACCUUGGAUUUCGACUUCAACAGCGCUCGAUCUUCGCCUUGCAUUACUACUCCUUCAACUCCGAGACGCUUCGGCGACUACAGCUUCUUGAGUGCACCAACCAGUCCAUCUCGAAUGUCCGAGUUUUACAGAGAAUUUGAUGAGUUCUCCACAGUCAGUAGUAACUGGGAAGAAGAAGAUGAGCCUGAACUUGCAGCACCACCCAAAUCACCAAAACCAGACGACUUUGCGUUUGAUGUUAGCGAGGAGGUAGACAGAGUUUCUCUCUCAGCUGAAGAGCUUUUCGAUGGCGGCGUUAUAAGACCUUUAAAGGCUCCUCCACCUCCUCAAUUCUCAACAAAGAAGAUCAAUAUUCGUCAAGCUCUUUCGCCCAGAAGGAGAAAAGAUAGAGAUUCAUAUCCAUUCGCGGCGAACAAUUCGACCGGAAUGGAAACUCCCCAGAAGAGAUCAGCUGUUUCUUCACAGCAACAAAGAGGAAGAGAAAGAGCUCCUCCAACCGUGUCUUCUUCAAGCCGCAGAUCUUCAAGAUCACUAUCUCCUUUGAGGGUUUCAGAGUUUAACUGGGCACAAGAAGAAGAAGAGCUAAAACGACAAGAAGCAGCAGCAGCACAGAACAAGCAAUUAGCUACAAAGGGUUCAUUAAUUUCAUCUGCUACUGCUGCUUUGAAUAGUUGCAAGGCUUCAAGAAAAUGGAGGCUGAAAGAUUUUCUGUUGUUUCGGAGCGCAUCAGAGGGCAGAGCAACAGAUAAAGAUCCAUUCAGAAAGUUCUGGAAUCAGAAAAACGAGCAUGCGAAGACCGCUAGCUCCAGCUUCAGAUCCAUAGACAGCCCGGCCUCUGUUUCUAGUUCAAGAAGAAGAGGACCUUCAGCACAUGAGUUGCAUUACACUGUGAACAAGGCAGUGUCCGAUGAUAUGAAGAAGAAGACCUUCUUGCCUUACAAACAGGGCAUUCUGGGAAGAUUGGCUUUCAAUCCUGCUGUUCAUUCUCUGGCCAAUGGAUUUGGGUCUCUUUCGAGGUCCUGAAUCUUAAGGGUCUUCUAUUUUAUUUGUUAAUUGUUAAAACAGAUUUUGGGUUUUUCUUCUUUUUGUUGUAAAGUCUGUAUUCUUUUAGUAGGUGUAGAGUUCAUACUUGAGAGGAGUGGUGUGCAAUGAAAGACAUAAAAAUCAAAGCUUGGUUGCCCCCAUUACUGCUUAUACACAAAUAUAUUCUUUCUUUGUUUUCA
This is a messenger RNA of Rosa rugosa (rugosa rose), 1396 nucleotides long. RefSeq lists its product as uncharacterized. The coding region runs from base 147 to 1196 and encodes 349 amino acids. The record is from RefSeq and is a predicted model, not a curated record. NCBI's taxonomy places the organism in Eukaryota, Viridiplantae, Streptophyta, Magnoliopsida, Rosales, Rosaceae. The transcript has a single exon.